Syngnathus acus (greater pipefish) is the source of this 1995-nucleotide messenger RNA. Its product is annotated as SLAIN motif-containing protein-like. Gene Ontology annotation, biological process: positive regulation of microtubule polymerization; cytoplasmic microtubule organization; microtubule nucleation. Gene Ontology annotation, cellular component: microtubule plus-end. The transcript has 9 exons. Lineage: Eukaryota; Metazoa; Chordata; Actinopteri; Syngnathiformes; Syngnathidae. The coding region runs from base 84 to 1157 and encodes 357 amino acids. The record is from RefSeq and is a predicted model, not a curated record.
GGCGGAGUAACUUUUUUUUUUUUCAAUUAACGGAAAGAGCCACCAGAUUGACCCUUUCACGGUUGACUCGAUCGAGAGAUCCGAUGGAGGCUGCAGUGAACUUGGUUAACGUGGACCUCAAGAAGAACCUUGCGAACGGCGAGCUGCAUUUGAGGAGGGUGCAUAAGCUCGUCCUCAGCCUGGGGCUCCUCAACAAGCAGAAGCUUCCAACCGGGCCCCGGGGUCGAGCUUGCACGCCGCUUCCUUGUCAGCUGGGCUCACCGAGAGCGCCUAAAGACCGUAUCCAGUAUUUGCAGAAGCAUUACGAACCGUUAGUUCUGGACGAGGUGGAACUUUUGGACUUGGACGCGACUGGAUUUUCUGAUCAUGAGACGUGGUUGUAUGUGCCGCCCCAAACAAAAAAGAACUCCCAAGAUCCUGUCACCCCCUUACAAUGGUGCCGCCAUGUUCUGGAGGCUCCCGAAUGGAAGGUAGCGAGGCGUUUCAUGCAUCUCCAACUGGAGUCUGCUUUGUGCUGGCGUCAAGUACUGUCCAGCCCUGGGCCCACUACCACCCCUCCGCCUCUCGGCAAAGUUGCGGUCAUGUCCCCCAUCAGCAGCCCACGGUCGCCUGAGACUCACGGUAACCCACAUGCUCACUCUCAGAGCCCCAGUGGGAGGGCAAGGACUCCCACCUUCAUCCCCCAUCUGACGCGUGGCAGCAACAGCAGCCCGCGGCGCCGCAGCAGCCCUCGGCUACAAGCGGACCUUGCCGUCGUCAUCCCUCCUGGGCCGGACGAGGAGGACUUGGUCCCUCAUGGCUACAAACUGAAGGAUCUGACUGAUGUGCAAGUGGUGGCGCGGCUGCAAGAGGAGAACCUCAGAGCUCAUCGCUACUUUAGCUUCAUUAACCCCUCCAGAACUCAGGCAAGCUUGCGCCAGCACUUCAUCCGCCCUGGCCACCCGACGCAGCCGGAGUGUCACCCUCCCGCUCAGCGCUCGCCCCGACCCGGAAGACGAAGCUGGCGGCAAAGGUCACCUCUACCCACAGCGCGCCCGCACCUUCUCCAGCGACCGAAACUUGCAAAGCAGAGGCAGCUUCCUGUCCGUACGUCCCUCCGCCCCACCUCGCCCCUCCGCAGGCCGAUUGCGGCAGCCUUUCAGAACAGGUCCAGAUAAGACCCAGAGCAGCUUGCCCAACCUUGCCCGAGUUCAAAGUGUCCCCAACGCUUCUUUACUUGCUACUAACCAGAACUUUGGUUCCCCAACCUGCUUGUCCUCCCCGACCUCGCCAACCUUGCGGCACGCCAGAGUCCAGAGCACGGGGAGAACAUCUUCACCAUCACGGCAGCCACCCAAGGCCAGCGCCUUUGGUUUACGUUCACCGGGCGGCGCCGACGGCACCAGCAGGAUCCCGAUGCGGAGUAAAUGCUCCUCCUACUGUAUGUCGGGCCUAAGCCCACCUUGGCCCGGCAAUAGCUGCAAGGUGGCCCAACCAGGGCACAGCUAUUGAAAUGCGGUGCGGUUAUUUUCCACGUGAUGCGUGGAAGUUACAGCACUCGUGUUCCUUUAAGUUUUUUUAUUUUUUAUUUUUUUUUGUCUCUGCCAAUGGAGAGUUGUCACUGCUGCUUCUGUGCACUAAACAACCUUUUAGAAUAUUUAAGAUCUAUUUCAAAGUGUGAUUAUUAAUAAGUUUUGACCCACUUUGGCAACAUAUGCCGACAAUGCUGCUAAAAUCUGAUGUCACUUUUUUAUAUUUAUCAAUGUUCACAUAAUGAUGUGAUUUGUGGUGUUAGUUUGUUCACCUCGUCUUAAUAUAUUUGUCUCCGUGUGGUUUUACACAAGACGCAUGCACACAAGUUUGUUUGGUCACACUUAACACGAUUUAUGAUGAUGUUCUGAUUUGCUCUUCACCCAGAUUGUCACGGUUAUGCAUAGUUCAAAGUAGCACUGCAGCCUUUGUUUUCUGUUUGUUGCGGCUAAUUUAAUUACUUUUCAUUAAAGACAUUGAAAUUCA